Molecule: messenger RNA, 6911 nt
Organism: Porites lobata
Lineage: Eukaryota; Metazoa; Cnidaria; Anthozoa; Scleractinia; Poritidae
Source: the annotation of a GenBank genome assembly
AUGGACCUGUGUAACUGCUGUACCAAGUGUUUCAGAAUCAACGGUAAAAAGAUCUCUGAUCAAAAAUUAUCCAUAAUAAUUUUGUGUCAAGUAAGACCUUGGCAGUCAAAACGGAGUUAAAUUUUAAACAUUUAAAUUAAACUUUUGGUCGGUAAAGAUGGAGAGGGGAGGGGCAUUGUAAUCAUGCUGGAUAGGAUAGAAGGUGGGUCUACACUCCCCAGAUCAGGUAAUUAUGAAAACGAGCAAAAAUUCUGUUUCCAAUAGCAAAGCUGAAUACUAGUAGAGUAGAUUAGUUGUAAUCUGUAUGAAGCAUGCCAGAGACUGAUCGUAGAUUGAAAUAGAUUCCUCAGUAGAUUGUAAGAACAUGAUUUCCAUUAUCAUUCUCGACUUUUGUAAAGACCCCUGGAGCCUUUUUAGUCCGGGGCCAUGUGUAAUCCCGUGGGCAUUUCAUGAACAUUUUAGUUUCUUGGAAGAAAUCUAAAGUUUAAGAGGUGUUAAAUCGUAAAAAAGUUGUCUGCAAUUUUUUCGAAGUCAUGUAAGAUUAAUUUAUGCAAAUUACAUUCAUGACCCCUAAAACACAGGUUACUCAAGUCUGGCUUUGUUAUACAUAGCCGAAAUCACUCACAUAAUGCAAAAGAAACUGUGCACAAGCGCGCUUUUAAGUCUGUUCUAUCAUAUAAAGCCUCUACAAUGCCUUUUCCGAAAUUUAGAAUUCUUAGCUGGUGGGACUAGAUUUGAAGGUCCUCAUCGUCACUGUUAUCCCUUCUAACAUGCUUAACUGUGUCAGUGUUAAAGUUCCAGUUCGUACGUUUCACUUUACAUGAACCAGACAUAUCUGUGCAUUAUAGUUUGUGCUUCCUGCACGUACAGUGUUGCAUGCGAAUUUCAUCCACACUGGAUCAGCUGCAGAACGGACAAAGGUGCUGGUAGGGAGUGUGGUUGGAACAGGCUGCAUCCCCAUCUUGUUGUCAUCCGUGUAACGUUGGGCUAGGAAUGCUAGUAUUGGGUUGUCGCAAGACUUCCAUACCAAUGCAACGAGAUUAACUAAUUUUGUCAUCUUGUGUACGGCUGCUUUAGCAGGGUGUAGCGGUUUAUAUACUUAUUGUUUCUUGCUAUAAAGAAAGAAUCUGACCUCUCCUAGGGCUCUCUCAGCUGUGUCGAUGGGAUGUACAACUGGCAGACGAAGCGCUUUAGCUUUAUGUACAUAUCAUCUAGGAUGGUGUCGCUGUUUCCUAGGCUAGAGAAGGCAUCGAGUAUCGGUCGUUUGGCUUUCUUUAGAUUAUUCUAAAAACGCACUUUGCAUUUUCCACUGAUGGUGCCUGUCUGAUCACAUCCUGAUAAAGCGUGAAAGCCAGGUAAGGCCUUCACGAGGUCUUCUCCGACCACCUCGUAGAGUGGUCCUAGUGGAGUACUUCUUCCUUUUCCUUCUGUCUCUGCAUUCAAUGUAGUAUCCAGACAAAGUCUCUUGUAAGUCCAGAGCAUCAGAACGAGUACAUCUGUAUCUUGGCUCUGAAUGAACGUGGACUUUUCUCCUCUCUUUGUGGCGUCUAGACCAUACAGGAGCAUACGGGUGUCUGCUUCUUCCUGAUCACUCCUUAAGUGUUGAAUCGGUACGGUAUUAGAUGUCAUACAGUCACCUUUAGAAUUUACUACAUACAUCAUCUGCGAGUCUUUCUUGCACUCGAUGAGUUGUGUUGCAAGGAUUAUAGCCAGUGCUCCUUAUUCUGGUUGCAGUUCAAAAGAUCUUUCAUAGUUGUCUUGUCAAUAACAACAUCGACAGUAAUCAUUGUAUAUCCCUGCUCUGUUUAUAACCAGUUGUUAAACUGGCGCGUUACUUCCUUUAAGGAGUAGGGGAUCUACUAGCGGUCAAAUACAACAUGAACCUCGGUGGAAACAUUAGUCUUAGCAUCAACGACUUCUAUGAAAUGGCUUGCUAGGUCACGCUUGUUUCUUUUACCAACGAUGGCGCUCCCAGUGACUGAACUGCUGCAAUGACAUAAAAAAUUACCAAAGGCGUACUGAAAGGGUCUGGAGAGCGAGGUUGUACUGUAUGCGUUUGUGGCUACUGAUGGCGUAGAAGGACUUCUAGGAUGUUAAUCAGCUUGCUCUUGGCAAUGCAGUGUAGCAAACGGCCCUCAGAGGAGAAGGGUGUACUCGGAAACUCAGCUAACUUAAAAGUGCUUAUGGUAUCCUCCAUGUGAAGAUCAGGCCGUGAGAGAAUCAAAACUAAGAAACGUGUGAAGAGAGCUCUGUCAUCCUUUAUGGGUGCGAUUCCACUAGUUGUUUUAUUUUUCUUUGUUUGCCAGGCAAACUUCCAUGACUUUAGAUGUGCCUUUUUCUUGGGGCCUCGACGAUUUGUGCUUGAACAAACUAAUGUGCCAAAAUACGCCUGACCGAUGCCAUUUUGCAUUAGCACUCCCUCCUUGAUGUAAUCUAGCAUAACUGCUUUUUGUGAUGAUGUUCACCAGAUGACUUUUUUUGUCACGAAAGGGUCACUCACUUUAAGCACAUCUUUAAGCUUCUGUACAUUCUCGUAAAAGCGCUUUGUUAGCACAUCGCUUAAAUCACGAUGGUGUGAUGAUGAAGCUCUUUGCAAUCGCACCAUGUCCUCAGCUUGCGCCGCAAGUCGACUUAGUUCUGGUGCCACAAGGAACCAUUUUGCCAUGGCUGCUGGUUGCUGUGUCUUCCCCGAACCUUCAUCAACUUGUUGACGUGUUCUCUAGGAAGGUCCGGACCAAUUUCACAGAAUGGGCGCUCCUUCUUAGUUAUACAAAAGUUUCCUUGCAUGAAUUCAAGGCAAAUAUAGGGAUCAUCGAUCUUAAACCUGUGCAUCUGCGCUAGAUAUAUAUAGUGGCACCAUUCGUGCAAAACCCAGCCUGCCUUGAGCAAAGAAAAACCGUGCCAAAGCCUUGAGGGACUCAAGGUGAAGAUUCCAGUCUCCCUCUCUUGAUGCGCGUAUGAACAGCAAGAUACACAUUGCAAACUUCAUGUAGUCCUGUGCAAACUUGAAUUAGUAGUAACACGGAGACUCCAUGACCUUAUCAAAUCGCAAAAGCCUCUCUUGAGGCCCGCCGGUUUCCAUUGCGAUUAAAAAGUCUUUGAGUUGUGUUUCGUCCCUCGCUCACAGUAUCGACCUUCCUGUUCAUCGCAAAGGAUGCUAGUAUCACAUUUGUGUAAUCAGCUUCGCUCUUCAAAAACGCCUCCAUAUGCACAUCACUUAGAGCAGAGUCUGUUAUGCUGUGAGGUCUGAGUACGCUUCAUACGUUCCCCUUCAAGAAUCUAGCGCAUUGUAUUUGAGCCAUAUCCCCUCCGCUAUCCAUUCUUCGUAAAAGCAACUGCCCUCGAUUGAUGCCCCAAGAGUGCGUUAAGAGGUCAUUGUGCAUGAUCAUGUGCAUCUCGCCGAUUCAGAAAACCAGGUCGUCUCUUGACUGUAGGACCUUCCUAAACAUAGUAUACACCCAUUUGAUUUUAUAAGUGAAUGUAUUGUUUUAAUGCGGCAAAUUGAUAAUAAUAAAUAAAUAAAACUCCAUAAUCUUGCGGUUUUUUUCCAGAUAAAUCGCAUACACAGUAGUAGUCGUCAGGUAAAUAUGCCUUCGCACACUAAAAUCAAAUAAGAGAGGAAGAAUAAACUAUAAGCAAAUAAGGUGUUGAGUUUUAAACCACGGGGAGACCAUCAAAACGCAUGCCUUUUCUAGUUGGACUCAGACAGGAUUAUACCAUAUAUUUUCUGGUGUUUAAAAAUCGGCAGAGAACAGAAAGAGAACUAUAAAAAGCUGGAGAAUUGGACUCGUAAAUUCAAAGAGGAUUCAUUAAAAGAUGUAGUAAAUAACUGGAGAAAAGAAAAGAUGUUUCUGAAAUGACAACCCGUGUAUUUUGCUUUAAAUAUUUGAUCCAUUCGUUCAUUCCUUGUAACAGUCAAAAUGUGAUGUAAACUGCAGUUGUAAAUGCAUUUAUUAUAUUUGAUACAAAAAGUCGCGAAUCAAACUGAAGGCAUUUUGUUGUCAAUCAUCAGCUAUAUAAUGACGUCAUAUCUAAUUUGCAUAAAACAGGCCUAAAUGGCUCUGAAAAAAUUGCAGACAACUUUUUUUCCAUACAGCACCAUUUAAUCUGUAAGUUUCUGCAAAGAAACUUCAAUGUUCAUAAAACGCCCACGAGAACGAUUUUUCGGACACAUGGCCCUGGACUAUUUAGUAGUGUUAGAAAACUCAGUGUAACUUUAGUUCUAGUUUGCUCCUGCACGGACAUAAUUGUUCAGAUCCAUCGCAUAACAAAUUCAAUACUUGGUUUAUUUCCGACGUUUGAUUUAAGUAAAAACGAACUGUUUGUCCAUCCAAUUGGAAUAGUGAUCUAAUACGCCAAUAACUUCGUCAACUCAAGUAUAUUAAGGCAUGGCUCAAUUUUUGGUCUCGACCUCCCCCGCGUAGAAAAAACUGUUUUUCCUUCUACGGCCAUGGAUUUUAAUUCUAAAAGUUGCUAAAAACUUUCGAGAAUUUUCUUUUGAGGCAUUGAAUUGAUUAGGGUUGAACUGAUGUGGUCACGUGAAACGCGACGUCAUAGUGAUAUACAAAAGAAAAUGCUAAAUGGGGUAGGGAUGGUUCAUUACAACCAACUCUGAACCAUGUGUAAAGUGUUUGGUUUUUGGUACAAAGUUUUUCUGUGGCCGGAACGGAGAGAAUUUUUGAUCUCUUCAAAAGAUAUUAACAGAUAAAAAGUGUCACGUGACCUAUUUUGCUUAAUUGUUGAUUAAAUAAAAAUGGGAGUCAACCAUUGGGGCCAGAAUCAUGCAAGGAAUCAUGAUAGAAUAACAAAAAUAAUGUAUUUAAUAUCUACUGUGUGGCAUCUCGCCACCCCAUUUUUAGUUUUCUCUUCUUUCCUGGACUUGACCUUAACUAGUCACGUGACACACAAAUAUGGUUUCUUGCGUAACAGGAAAAUUAAGUUUACUGAUCUCUUUGCGGUUCCCAAAUUUUGAUAGGUGCUGGUCAAUUUUCACAAGAUUAUGAUCAUUACAAGAUUUUAUGCAAAUUAGGCUCAGGCCACGCCUUAACAUGCUUGAGAAUAAAAUGGCAUUAAUUUUUGUAGUUAAUUUCAUCGUUAUACAUCUUAUUGCUGUAAAAAUGGUCAUGAUUCGUACAUCUUUGAAGAUGUUUAUAGUGGCCUGGAAUAACUAACAAUCAUAACAUUAUCUAUGCCAUUUACCAUGAUUCACCUAAGUGCCCCUAUCUCCUUAACUCUAGUACACUGUAUAUUUUUCUUGCUCCAUGCAGGUCAAAAGUGUGGUGGCAUUGGCUACAUCGUAGGUCGUUGUGGCAAAGGACUAAAAUGUAACUUGGCUUAUGCUACUUACACGAACCCCGUGGGUUAUUGUGUUCCGGUGUUGAAUCCUACAACGACUCCGGUUCAAAAACUUUUAACACGGAGACCGUUUUUUUCUACCACCUUACACGACUGGGUGACUUUAGAUCAACAGUCGGCGGUUCCAAGGCAUGAUAUUCCCGGUGUUCCAAUCAAUAGCGUGGCUGAAAAUAAUCCUAGGAUAGAACAAAAGUCGCCUGAAAACAAUGACAAAUACUUCGUUCAUUCAGCUGGCUCGUGGAAUAUGGAGAUUGUCGAUGAUCAUGAUACGCCACGAGCACCUUUACGUCUAAAGAAUGCGACACAAAACACAACGCAGACUAGCAACCAGAAGCGACAGAGGACAGUCAAUAAAGGUAGUAGUGAAUAUAUAUUAGCUUUAGUUAUAGAACUGAUCUAGAUGUGGUUUCAAACCACAUCUUUCUAACUUUCUAACUUGAUUCGGAAUCAAGUUAGAAAGAUCGAAGACAAGCGAGUUGUUUGACGUAUUCAGGCUUCUUUGGGAAUUGCGGGAUUUUGGCCAAGUUUUUUCAUGCGUUUCUUUUUAUACAUGCACCAAGUGAAAAUUGACGGGCGAGGAGCAUAAACGGACAUAAAAGAAGAGAAAAAAAAGAAAGAAAGAAAGAAAGGGCAAUAUCUAGCCAUCUAGACCAAACGUGCUUGGUCUGUUAAUAAGUUUAAACUUAUUACAUCAUAUUUUAACUUAUUAUAUUGCCAAAGCCGGAAAACGGCUGCGAGAACAAAUUAAAGAGGGGAAUAGCCAGUGGUGACUACAGGAUCUACUCCAUCUUGUUAGCACGCCAAUUCAAGCCAGCCGUGUAAUAAAGUGGUUGCAUGAAUAAACUACCAAAAAGACCACUCACAAAUCACCUUGGUGUUAGAAUUAUACCAUUCCAUCCUCUUUGUACUAGCGCCGUUUAGAUAUAUCAUUUAAAGGAUCUGUGUCACGAAAUUAAGCCAAAGUUAGGAAAUUGCAAAAUGCCCGUUGAAUUACUUGAAGAGAAAACAUAAAAAUAACCUCUUAAAACCUUAAAGGAAGGUUAAAAUAACACAACAGAAACAACAGAUGCCACGGAUGGGCGAAACUGAAGAAGAGUGAAACGGAUUGAAAUUAGGGUUUUUGAAAACUGUUCAGUCUAACAGUCUUUCAAAGUUGAUCCCUGCUGCUUGCAACUUCAAAAAUAAUGCUCGGGAGACAUAUUUGUUUGUCUCGUAUAUAUGAUUUUGUCAUUUACAUGUAAUUUUUUUGCUGACUUUAAGUUCCAUAGCGAUUGAGGGCGAGUAAUUGGCAAAAUUAAACAAAAUGAACUGGACUGCCGUGACACAGCCCCUUUAAGUCCACAUAUGUUGGACUAAUAAGGUGAAUCAGAGGAUGUUUACAUGUCAUAUAGUGCUGAUUGUAUGAUCCUUAUUUUUUCUACGUUACAGCCUCUGCUGAUGACUUUAUUUCCGAUAUAUCUCCAGCAGUGAUCUUUGUGGCUGUCACAGGAGGAGUAUUUUUAUGUUUAGUUGGUUUGCUGUUUCUUCCGACGUCUCAUAGAAGCUUACAGAACUAA